This is a messenger RNA of Brassica oleracea var. oleracea, 1817 nucleotides long. RefSeq names its product probable zinc metalloprotease EGY2, chloroplastic. Bases 128 to 1714 code for a protein of 528 amino acids. The record is from RefSeq and is a predicted model, not a curated record. Gene Ontology annotation, biological process: proteolysis. The transcript has 12 exons. Lineage: Eukaryota; Viridiplantae; Streptophyta; Magnoliopsida; Brassicales; Brassicaceae.
CUCCAGCGAUAAGAGCCACGAUCGUUAAACUGUUGGAAGACAAAAGAAAAACACAAAAUCUUCUUUACGUCCUAAUGACACCUGGGUUUUGAUCGGAGAACCUAAAGGUCUAGACUUUUCGUAGGAUAUGAAUCUCGCGGCUAGCUUUCGCGGCAAUUACGGCGUCUUGUCGCAAUGCUGCAGCUCACGUUGCAGUCUUCAGUUUCAGCCAUUGGUAGCUACUUCGAGUUUAGGUUUUGGGCAGAGAGAUAGCUAUCGAAGGAAGAAGGAGCUGAAGCUCUUCCGAGUUCAAAGAAAGAGAGAGACUUUUUGUAGAGUGACGGAUACACAAACGGAACCAGAUGGCAAUAACGAUGAGGAAAGUGGAGGAGAAGACAAAGAGGCGUUAGCAGAUGAACCUCCUUCACAGACUCCUCCUACUGAGUUGGUUCCAGAGGCAACUGUUGUGGAUGAAGCCGUAGGCAGUAAUGAGGAAAACAAAGUUCAAUUCAGCUCUCAGGACGGUGAUAAAUUAGAAGUUAGCACUGGCUCUCCUCUUCCUGGUGUGAAUCCGUUACAACUGGAUGAUUCCAUGAGACUCCCCAAAGAAACGAUUGAUAUCCUCAAGGACCAAGUAUUUGGGUUUGACACCUUCUUUGUUACAAGCCAAGAACCAUACGAGGGUGGGGUGUUGUUCAAAGGAAAUCUAAGAGGCCAGCCUGCUAAAAGCUACGAGAAGAUAAAGACAAGAUUGGAGAAUAAAUUUGGUGACCAGUACAAGCUUUUCCUCCUUUCCAAUCCAGAGGAUGAUAAACCUGUGGCUGUUGUUGUUCCUAGAAGGUCCUUGGAACCUGAGACAACAGCUGUUCCUGAAUGGUUUGCUGCUGGUUCUUUCGGAUUGGUGGCGUUGUUUACAUUGUUUCUCCGUAAUGUUCCCGCCUUGCAAUCCGACUUACUAUCAGCAUUUGACAACCUUGAGCUGCUGAAAGAUGGCUUGCCAGGAGCUCUCGUCACCGCUCUCGUCCUUGGAGUGCAUGAACUGGGACACGUUUUAGUUGCAAACAACCUAGGGAUAAAGCUCGGUGUUCCGUUCUUCGUUCCAAGCUGGCAGAUAGGUUCUUUCGGUGCUAUAACGAGAAUCAAAAAUAUCGUGCCCAAACGAGAAGAUCUUUUGAAGGUUGCAGCUGCAGGGCCUUUGGCUGGCUUUUCUCUGGGCUUUGUUCUGUUUCUUGUUGGGUUGGUCGUGCCUCCAAGUGACGGCAUUGGCGUUGUAGUUAACUCUUCAGUGUUUCACGAAUCCUUUCUUGUUGGUGGUAUUGCAAAGCUAUUACUCGGUGAUGUACUAAAGGAAGGAACAUCGAUAUCUUUGAACCCACUUGUGAUAUGGGCAUGGGCUGGACUUCUCAUCAAUGGCAUUAACAGCAUCCCUGCAGGAGAGCUUGAUGGUGGUAAAAUCGCUUUCUCCAUUUGGGGUAGAAAGGCCUCAGCACGGCUCACGAGUGUCUCCUUAGCGCUUCUGGGUCUAUCUGCGUUGUUCAGUGACGUGGCAUUCUACUGGGUGGUGCUGAUAUUCUUCCUGCAGCGUGGACCAAUAGCGCCGCUGGCUGAGGAAAUCACUGAGCCUGAAGAGAAGUUUGUCUAUCUAGGAAUCUUGGUUCUCUUCCUCUCCUUGCUUGUGUGUUUGCCUUACCCGUUUCCUUUCACCGGUGAAGACGCCAUGAUGAUUGGCUUGUGAAAUGGGACUCAUCAUUAUACAAAUAAACAAGAGCAACUAUUAACAUUUAGUUUUGGUCUCUAAGCUGCAUAACAUUUAUAUUUGAAAGAGACUUUGAAUGGUU